AUUCCAUUUGAAUAAUGGAAAACAAGAAAAUCAGUCAGAGUAGUGGUGAAAAUAAAAUGACAACAAUAUGUCAAGAAGAAGAGAACUAUGUCAGGAUGAGUUUGUUGCUGUCUGGAAUCUCCCCUCGUGCAGUACGAGUUUUGUUUGACCGUGAAUAUGCUCCAUCUUGUUUAGCUGCAUCAAUAAAGAAAGAAACCAACAAAUUAAAAGACCUCAAACAGAAAAGAGUAAUCAACCAGUCUCAGUGGGACCUUUUGUUUCCACGAAAUGGUGUUCCAGAUUCAAACAUGUUUGAUAUAACUUUGAUGAUUGCAUUACUUACAAACCUUACUGGGUUGAACCAUUAUGACAAGUUACCAUUGGUAACAGACACCACACCAGCAGCUGAUUUGGGGAGAAUGAAGUACUAUAGAAACCUCAUAGCACACAAUAGAGAUGGAAAGUUAGACAACUCAUUUUUCAACACAGCCUGGGAGGAUAUUAUUCAGGCUGUUGGAAGACUUGGUGGUAAAAAUAUUUUUGAUGAAUGUAAAGAGUUGCAGAUUAAAGUUUUGGAGCAGUCAACAGUGCCUUGGAACAUAAGAGUUCAAAUCAGUGAAGUAUUGGCAGAAUGGAGUAUGAAUAAUUCAAACUUUGUUGAGACCAGAGCUGCCAAUUGUAUAUUGGAAUGUGCACAUAAAAACAGUUGUGUAACUAUAACUGGUAGUUCAGGUGUUGGAAAGACAGCAACACUACAAUAUGUGGCAUUAAAAAUGAGAGAUGAAGGAUACAAUGUUCUCGUGAUAACGAAUCUACAUGACAUUGUGAAGUUUUAUAAUCCAAAACAGAAAAUAUUAUUUGUUAUUGAUGACUUUUGUGGAACUUAUUCCAUAAUCCAGAAUGACGUGAACAUUCUGGAAUCUGAUAUGAACUUUCUCAAAGUACUCAUUAAAAAUAAACUCACAAAAAUCGUUGUGGCAUGUCGAUUACAAGUUUAUCUGGAUGACAAGUUUGAAUGCUUAUCAAUUUUUAAGACAUGUGUAUGUAACCUGCUUUCAGACGAAUUCCGUUUAUCUCAAACCGAAAAGCAGUCAAUUGCAAAAUUGUAUUUAGAAACAAAAGCAUCGAAAAUAAUUCAGUACUCUGAUUUACAUGAUUUUUUCCCACUUCUCUGUAAAUUGUAUAAUGACAAGCCUAAACCAAGUAUUACAGAUUUCUUCGAGAAUCCUUAUUCAGUGUAUAAAGAAGAGAUUGACAAAUUGCUUAAAAAAGGACAUUUGAGGAAAUAUUGCGCUUUAGCUUUGUGUGUCAUUUUUAAUAAUAGAUUGAAAGAGGAGUUGUUUACAGAUGAGGUUAAUAUAGAAGUGAGAACAAAAAUAGAGAACACAUGUCAAGCAUGUAAACUGAACAGAUAUACUUCACCACUUUGUCUUCUUGAUGAACUGAAUUCUCUUGAAUAUUCUUUUAUAAAGAAAGAUCAAGAUGUAUAUAAAACUAUACAUGAUAAAGUAUUUGACUUCCUGACUUUCUAUUUUGGAGAAAAAAUGAUCCAAUGUUUAAUCAAGAAUGCAGACAGUUUGAUAAUUGGACAGAGAUUUUCCUUAUAUAAACAAGAUAACACGAAGCAGUUUAUUACUGUAGUACCAACUAAGUGCCAUCAGAUGUACAUAGAUAGAAUGAUUGAUGACUGGUCUAAUGGUUUUGUGCAGUGUGUGUUUGAUAACAUUAAUAUAAAGAUACCAGAGUUCAGACAGAGAUUCCUUUGUUAUUUGAAAACAUUUGAAAUAUCACGACAGAGACAAUUAGCACUAAGCUGUGAUGUUAAUUCCAAAUGUAAUGCACUGUUAUGUUGUUGCAGAAUAUGUGAUAUUAAUUUAAUUCAGUGGUGUAUUUAUCAUGGUGCUGAUGUUAACCAGAGUAAGUGUUGUGGUUUAAGUCCUUUGAAUGUAGCAUCACUUAGAGGUGCUGUAGAAGUAGUUAAACUAUUAUUGGUCAACAUGGCAGACAUUGAUAAACCUUCGGAAAACGGAGCAUCUCCUUUGUUUCAUGCUUGUCUGCAAAAUCAUAUAGAGGUAGUUCAGGUAUUACUGGAUAACAAGGCAAAAAUUAAUAAAUGUACAGAUAAAAGAGCAUCUCCUUUGUAUAUUGCUUGUCUGUGUGAUCAUAUGGAAAUUGUAAAGGUUUUACUGGACAACAAAGCAGACAUUAAUACGUGUGUAGAUAAUGGGAUAUCUCCAUUGAUUGAGGCUUCUGUUAAGAACCAUAUAAGCAUAGCAAAGUUAUUAUUGGAAUACAAGGCCGACAUUAAUAAGUGUACAGACCAUGAAGCAGACAUUAAUAAGUGUAGAUAUGAUGGAGAAUCUCCAUUGUUUAUUGCUUGUUUGAAAAAUCAUACAGAGAUAGUAAAGGUACUACUUGAUUAUAAGGCUGAUAUUAAUAAUUGUACACAUGAUGGAGUAUCUCCCUUGUACAUUGCUUGUCAGGAUAAUCAUAUAGAGGUAGUAAAGGUAUUACUGAAUUAUAAUGCAGAUGUUAAUAAGUGCAGGGAUAAUGGAGCCUCUCCUUUGUGUAUUGCUUGUGAGGGCAAUCAUAUAGACAUAUUAGAGUUAUUAUUGGACAAUAAGGCUGAUAUAAAUAAGUGCGUGGAUAAUGGAUCAUUUGCUUUAUUUAUUGCAAGUUGGAAAAACUAUGUUGAUAUAGUACAGAUAUUAUUGAACAACAAUGCUGACAUUAAUAAGUGUACAAAUGACGGUUUAUCUUCGUUGUUUAUUGCUUGUGAGAACAAUCAUAUAGAGGUAGUAAAGGUAUUACUGGAAAAUAAAGCAGAUGUUGAUAGCGGUUUGGACAUUGGAGCAACUCCUUUGAAUAUUGCAUGUAUGAAAAAUCAUAUAGAAAUAGUAAAGUUAUUAUUAGACAACAAAGCAGAUAUUAAUGGGGAUAAAGGGGAUUCUCCUUUGUGUAUUGCUUGUUGUAAAAACUAUAUUGAUAUAGUACAUACAUUAUUGGUUUACAAGGCAGACAUAAAUAAAUGUGCAGAUGAUGGAACAUCUCCUUUGUUUAUUGCUUGUCAGCAUAAUCAUAUAGAAGUAGUAAAGAUGUUACUAGAAAACAAUGCGGACAUUGAUAAGUGUACAUACAGAGAGGCAACUCCUUUGUACAUUGCUUGUUGUUGUAAUCAUAUAGAGGUAGUUAAGCUAUUACUGCACAACAAAGCAGACGUUAAUAAGUGUACAGAAGAUGGAGUAUCUCCUUUGUAUAUUGCUAGUCAGAACAAGCAUAUAGAGACAGUAAAGGUAUUACUGGACAACAAGGCAGACAUAUUGAUAUCUAAGGAGAUUCAACCUUCUCCUUUGCAUACUUCUAUGAUAUAA
Mytilus trossulus (common blue mussel) is the source of this 3350-nucleotide messenger RNA. RefSeq lists its product as uncharacterized. Gene Ontology annotation, cellular component: cytoplasm. Gene Ontology annotation, molecular function: protein binding. The transcript is spliced from 5 exons. The coding region runs from base 15 to 3350 and encodes 1111 amino acids. Lineage: Eukaryota; Metazoa; Mollusca; Bivalvia; Mytilida; Mytilidae. The record is from RefSeq and is a predicted model, not a curated record.